AUGGUAUCUGCCGGCUCUAUUACUGUUGCGGUUCGCGUCCGCCCACCAUCCGCGUAUGAGGCAACCCGGCUUCCCGAACCGGUUUACGACACCACCAUCCGCGGAGAUGGAACGCUUUCUGCACCAAUACGCCCUGCGGCGUCUAUGUCUAGCGUCCGCGAGAUUGUCCAAGUCGUCGACGACCGCAUCUUGACGUUCGACCCCGUGGAAACGGAUCAAGCACGGGCGUUCGUCGAGCGUGGCUUCGUACCACCGGGCUCGAAACGCUACAAGGACAAGCGCUUCAUGUUUGAUCGCGUAUUCCGAUACGACGCCUCGCAACAGGACGUAUACGACGGCACUGCGCGGCCACUACUGAACAACUUACUUGACGGAUUUAAUGCAACAGUAUUCGCUUAUGGCGCCACUGGCUGUGGCAAAACACACACUAUCAGCGGGACACCGGCUGACCCUGGCACCAUCUACCUCACUAUGUCGGACCUCUUCCAACGAAUCGAGGAUCGCCGAGCGGAAUACGAUGUCGACGUUUCCGUAACGUUCCUCGAGAUAUACAACGAGGAGAUCCGUGACCUACUCGCCGAACCCGGCAUGCCUACACCACGCGGUGGCCUGCAGAUCCGCGAGGACAAAUCAGUCAAGGUCGUCGGGCUGACCGAACUACGCCCGACAUCUGCGGACGAGGUUAAGGAGAUCGUGAUGCUGGGCAAUACGCGCAGGACGCAAUCGCCUACGCAUGCAAACGAGACCUCCUCCCGCUCGCACGCUGUUUUGCAAGUGCACGUCACCCAAGCACCCCGUACGGCCUCACUCACCGAACAACGCACGAUGGGCACUCUCUCCAUCAUCGACUUGGCGGGUAGCGAGCGCGCUGCUGCCACAUCCAACAUGGGCCAGCGUAUGGUCGAGGGUGCAAACAUCAACAAGUCACUGCUCGCGCUCGGCAACUGCAUCAACGCCCUCUGCGAGAGUGGCGGUGCUAUUCGACACGUCCCUUACAGGAACAGCAAGCUCACCCGAUUGCUCAAGUUCUCGCUCGGCGGCAACUGCAAGACCGUCAUGAUCGUCUGCGUCGCGCCAACAUCUCUACACUUUGACGACACACACAACACCCUUAUCUACGCAGAACGCGCGACAAAGAUCAAAACACGCGUCGUCACUCGCAACGUGCUCAACGUUAACCGUCACGUCGGGCAAUACGUCGAAGCUAUCACGAAGCUCAAUGCCGAGGUCGCGGAGCUCAAGGCCAAACUGGCUGGCAAGCUCGGACAAGAAGCGGAGAUCGCGAGGCGCAAGAAGCAGGAGGCGCAAGCUGAGGUCGACAGGGCCAAGACCGACCUGAAGACGAAGGCACUCCAGAUGCACGCGCCUAUCUUGGAUGGCGCAGGAUGUGCUGGUCAGCUCUCGGCCGCGCGAUUGAAAUUGCAGGCUAUUCGCGCUCGCCUGGACGAUUUGGACAGACGCGCGACGCUCUCCGUCGACGAACAAGCCGAGCGCGACUUGCUCCGAGCUCUCGCCGUACCCGAAGAGUCUGCUAUACGGCCAGACAGCAUGCUCAACAACCGCAUCCAGCGCUCAAACAACUCACGUGCCAUGUUCGACGCCGUGUUACGGGCGGUCUCCGAGCGCAGGAGCGACCGCCUCGACGAGAUCAGCGUGGACAAUGUUCGAUUGGACGUCGAGUACAGGCGUAUGGAGUUGGAGAAGUUCAGGGCGGAGGCAGAGCGCGAUGCGAUUAAGGACGCAAUGGAGAGUCAGGCGAGGAUGUUCGUGCACCUCAUGGGCCUCGUCGGGCGCUACACUGUUGUCCUUGGGAAUGCGGGUAGCUCAAUACAAGCGGCCCUGAGCGAAGGGCCCGAUGGCCUCGAAACUUCCGUUCGCGCCAUCGCCGCGAAGCUGCAAGAUCUUGCUGGUCAGAAUGACAGGGACUUCGUGUCGUUCGUGAACCACAGCGUUGCAACCUAUGCGAACAUGGCUACUGGUGCGGCAAGUCUGCAGGGCUUCACUGGCCACCAUGCUCCACCACCGAGCGCCGUCUCGCAUGCGCCUCGUGUAUCAUCUGCACCUGGCGAUGUUCUGGGACCAUCCAAGGCCAGGGCCUCCCGCCGUUCUUCUUCAUACGGUGCUUUGGGUGUUGGCUCUCCUGCGAAGAAGGCUCCGACAUCCGUUCGUUCUCCUCGCCGCUCUCGUCCUAGUGUCUCGGGCAGCGCUCCAUAUCGUCGUCCAUCAGACAAGGGCAAGGAGAAAAAGGGCGUCCAAUGGCGGGACGAAGUUGGCGGAGAGAUCGAUGACGGAGGCGCCGGCCCUUCACGCGCGCCAUCAAUCUCCGUUACCGCCGCAGACGAGCCGGAGAACCCCUUCACGCAACGCGUCCCACCGUCUAUCUCUGACAGUGACUGGGAAGAUGAGAAGACGGACGACAGCGCCAACUACAGCCUACGCGAAGUACCCUUCCGACCUGGUGGUUCAACAUCCGGAAACCGCCUCAGCAUCGGCGGCCGCAAUGGCCUACGCUCAGAUACAUUGCGUUCUCGAGGUGUUUCAAACCUCAGCAGUCUGGCAGAAGACGACGAGAACGAGAGCGCGUCGCCACGUCGGCGCCGUGGCACACCUCUUUCACCAGCCGGAUUCAACGCGAAUGCUCAACAGUCGGACUCUGAGAGCGGCGGGAGCGCUAGUGGGAGCAAGCUGCGCAUGCCGAAGGGUGCGCAGGAGCGGCAGAACCACUCGAGUCCGCGUCGACAGGCCGGACAAGCGACUCCCCGAUCCGUUGCCACGUCCUACAAGCCUGGUCACAGCAGGAGACGGUCGAAUGUCGGGGUCGGUGUUGCGGGCAAGGCCCGUCGACGCUCUAGCCAGAUUCCUCAGCUCUCACCACAGAACCGCGCGGAGACCUCGUCGAGCGCGCCGUUGAGUCGCAGCACGUCGCAUGCACCCCGUCGAGUCGUGCUGGACCAGGGUCCGAAGUCACCUGCGAAGAGGGCGAAGAGGAUGUCCCUCCUCGCACUGGCGUCGAGGGGAAUGGCGAGUGCGCGGUUGAAAGCUGCCAACGCGCCAAGCGCUGCGAAUACGUCUGUCGGAGACGUUAGCAUGGGAGAGACCAGUUUCCGCGCAGGUGGAUCGGCGAGGCCCAAAGCCACAUGGAAAUAG
Peniophora sp. CBMAI 1063 is the source of this 3147-nucleotide messenger RNA. NCBI's taxonomy places the organism in Eukaryota, Fungi, Basidiomycota, Agaricomycetes, Russulales, Peniophoraceae. The record is from the annotation of a GenBank genome assembly.